Molecule: messenger RNA, 1737 nt
Organism: Sporothrix schenckii 1099-18
Lineage: Eukaryota; Fungi; Ascomycota; Sordariomycetes; Ophiostomatales; Ophiostomataceae
Exons: 3
Coding region: 1-1737 (578 amino acids)
Source: RefSeq, a predicted model, not a curated record
AUGGCCUGGGCGCGCUCAAAAGUCGCGAUCUUGAGACGCGACAACCUGACGACACAAGGCUCCAACAAUACAUCGCAGCAAUGGUAUGCUCGAAUAAACACGUCCUUUGGAAGCGACCAAGGUGCAACGGCGUUGGGCGCGUCACAGAAAACAACAAAACGCGGCCGCAAGGCCAAUACUGACGCUGAAGCCGAUCGGCCCAGCAAGCGAGCCCGGAAAGAGGCCGAGCCAGAGCCAGAGCCACGACGGAGCCGACGCGACAGAAAUGUGCGUGACGGCAACAUUUCGUCAAAAACGGGCGGACCGAGCGCGCAGCCUGAGUCGUCGUCUGUGACCAUUACGGGUGCCAAGGCAUCCAAAUCGAAAGCAGGAAAGGCAGAAAAGACAAAUAAGACGACAAAAGCCAACAGGGUGCGUACAGUAGCAGAACCAUCAGCCGAUACCCCGAAGCGAAAAGCUGGCCGGCCACAUAGAGCGAGUGCAACUGCAGAUGAGGUGCCACCGCCGACAAAGACUACGAAACCAGCCGAACAUUCAAAGACAAAGAAGCGAGCGAGGACGGAAAAGACAGUAGGAGCGGAAACGACCGCUGUCGAGACAUUGACCUCCAGUCCACAGCAGACGAGAAAGCGUGGUCGAAAACCAAAGCAGCGCGACGAAGACAGCGACAGAACCAGAGACGCUGCUGAGGAGCUAGAACCGGAGCUUGAGCAGCCGUCAGAGCUAGAUCAAGAUCCAGAAGAGAGGGCUGAGGAUGCAGGGCGACGACGCCGCCAGAGUGGUGGUGGACGCGCUCAGCCCCCGAGCCAGCAUUUUGCUCAGCUAGUCCCCCGCACGCGUUACAUACCCCUCGCUACCAUGGCGAACAAGUGGGCGCCGCUCGAGCGCGAAGCCAUUGCCGCCGUACAGUCCCUCCUGGAAGAGUGUGCACGGCCGGUCAUAUCGCGCGUCGGCGCCAACGCCGGCGCCAGCGGAGGUGGUGCAGCCGUGGAGCGGCGCCAGGAGCAAACGCGGCAGGCCAUUGCCAGCGUAACGCGCCGCGUGCGAUCCAAGCUCGUCAAAGGCAUCCCCUUCCCACCAGGCACGGUGCACAUUGUGUCCCGUCGCGGACGCCCCAGCACAAAGCCACUGCCCGACGACGACCGCAAUGGUCUCGCGGCCGACUUCAACUUUGAGCGCGCCGUCGAGGAAGCUCAUGCUCUCGAGCAGCAGCUCAGUCCGCUGCAGCAUGCCGUUGCCUUGCUCGAGCGCGAGCGCAAACACGAAGAAGAGGCACUGGCGGCCGACUAUGCUGCGUUGCGGCAGCUUGAGACCAACGCGCAGGCCGACCUGCGCACGUGGCGCGAUCGAACACGACGGGCGCACGUGCUAGCUCCAGUGGACGUCGGCGACAACAGGUCCCUGAAAGGGGGCAACGACGACAGCCUGCAAUUUGUGGAGCUUGCGAAACGAGCGCCUGCCUUGGGUGGCAACGACCAUGGCAAGGACGAGAAUGAGAAUAACGAAAACGGACAGAGCAGGGACAAGAGUCAAAACGGAGGUCUUUUUGAGCAUCUCGACAAGGACCUAUCUACAGUGGCAGCGCAACUCAGCAACCACAUGGACAGUCUCAAGAGCAACCUUCAGCAGAUCGCUGGCGUCCUGCCCGCCAUGACCCAGACCAAGGCGGCGUUGCAGCACGUUCUUCACCAGCGGCUUGAUCCUGAAAAAUAUGAGCGUAUCAUUCUCGGCCCGUAA